This is a messenger RNA of Hyaloperonospora brassicae, 1941 nucleotides long. Lineage: Eukaryota; Oomycota; Peronosporomycetes; Peronosporales; Peronosporaceae. The record is from the annotation of a GenBank genome assembly.
AUGCGCAGUCGCUGGGUCGACUCGCUCAAGCGCAGCAUCUCGGCGUCCCCGCGGCACGACGAGCGGCGGCCAUCGCCUUCGAGCACCCCGUCCACCACUGCUGCGCACGCGGCCACGUGUGCGCCCGGUCUCGUGGGAGCGGCCACUGCCGCGUACGCGCACGACGUCGAGCGCUGCACCGGCGUCGGCGUCUGUUCCGUCGCGCGCGUGCUCGAGGACUGCGUGCUGCAGGGCGGUGUGCACCACACGCACAUGCACGUGCUCACGUACUUGGGACGGCCGCUGCGCUCGACGUGGUGCUGUUAUCCCGUGUCGGUGCAGUGGUUCCGCGCGGUGGGGGACGAGGACGAUUUCCAAGUGAUCCCUGGGGCGUGUCACGAGUGGUACACGCCUACGGCCGACGACAUUGGCGCGCGGGUGCUGGUGAAAGUCAUGAUUGAAGACAAGGACGGGCUCAAGACCAAGAUGCUCGAGUACGGACCGAUCCAAGAGGACCCGCAAGUGAGGAGCAAAGUGGAGCUGUACCUCGAGCGCAAGUCGGUGCUUUUCAUGGGGCUGCAGAGCCUCUCGGUGCAGAAACGAGACAAUGGCUGUCUGCACGAGGACGAACUACGAGAGAGCUGGACGUUGCUAAGUGACGAUCGCGUGGUGCGGCUGACGUGUGAAUCGUCGCUACUUCCUCCGUUUGAGAGGCGGUAUUCUACAGAGAUCAAGCUCAAGAUCGCUUGCAACACACCCAACGAGUUCUUUCUUUACCUGGGCGAAGACUGCUUCGUUCGGCUUCGAGCCGAGUCCAACACGGUGCGGGAUAUUAUUGUGCUCACGCUGCGUAUUUUCUGCAAGAUGGCCAUAUCGGACGAGAAUGAGCAUGAUGCCGUUGCUUGCGGGCUACCCCCAGUGAUCCUACGCAAGAUCGCGCCGGACGGAGAAACCACGAAGCAGUCCCCAGUAGGUGUCAGUACAAACUUUGACGGAUUACUGGGAUUGAAAUGCAUGCUGAGGUUGUACACGCCGUCUCUUGAAUGCGACCAGCAGACUACGGACAACACUUCUCGAACGCCACUUCCUGCUCUGGCGCGUGAUCUACCGUGGAAUCAGUCUGCGAGCAGCUUUGUCAGUAAGGUUCGUCCCGAGUCUUCAGCUGCAAGCGCUGAUCUUGAAGCACUGGACGAAUGUCAAAGAGCAGAUAUCGGGCCGUCCAGUGAUGCAAUACCGAUUUCUACAAGCAGCAUGGGUGAAGACGUCGGAGGUCAAGAGUGUCAGCAUAUCGACGACACAGCUGGCUGUUUACUGUCGGACGCUGAUGCGCUUAUCGACACUACACAAAAGAUUGGUGGACCUCACCAGACGUUGCCCCGCGCUUCAAAGCGCAUUUCGAUAUCGGAUAUCCCGAAUUUGGAAAUUGUUGAGGUGACGGAAAGCGUACAUGAAGGGAGCACAAGCUUUUGGCAAGAAAAACAAAGAGCUCGACAGCGGCAGCUAGAUCAGCGUCGUUGUCGACGAAGCAAUGGCAGUGCUGGCGACUGCGAAUCAGGAGACGAUUGCGAAAAAGGUGGAAGCAGUAUCGAUGUCGAUAGAAGCGGCGCUGCUGGGACGCUUGGGACGAUUGAUGCUAGCUCUAUCAAUAAGUUGAUCGAGGACUUUAUGGCAGAUGAGACGCUAGUGGAGCGUUCGGAUGGAGCGGCAUCACGAGAUCGCUACGUCGCUAUCUUUUGUUUGCUGCAGCGCGAGCUACGCUCGUACGAGCAGCGCGUUGCAACAUUGUUGAAGCAGCUCGAGGAAAAGCAGGAGCUUAACGCUAGUUUGCGAAAGGACAUUGAGUCGCUGCAUAGUGCCCUCACGUCGAUGCAGCUGGCUGACAAAGUGUACAAUCUCGUGUCCACCGAUUUGCAACAGCUCGUAACAAGCACAGCCGCCAAGACGGGAAGAACAGACGAAUGA